CAAUAUUGUCCGUCGACGGUCUCUCAAAACUUUUUGCUUACCUUUUUACUUUCAGUGUCAAUUGUGAAAAUGUUUUAUGGUAUUUAAUUUUUGGAUUGUGUUCGUCCAUUAACUAGGAUUCAACAUGAAGUUAAACGUAUCAUAUCCAGCCACAGGCAGCCAAAAGCUGUUUGAAAUCGUAGAUGAGCACAAGCUGCGUGUCUUCUAUGAAAAACGUAUCGGCACUGAAGUUGAAGUUGAUAUACUUGGCGAUGAAUGGAAAGGUUAUGUGCUAAAAAUAUCUGGAGGCAAUGACAAGCAAGGUUUCCCCAUGAAACAAGGUGUUCUCUCUAAUGUCCGAGUGCGAUUAUUAUUAUCCAAAGGACAUUCGUGUUACCGUCCUAGAAGGGAUGGUGAACGCAAGAGAAAAUCAGUUCGUGGAUGUAUUGUUGAUUCCAAUCUUAGCGUUUUGUCAUUGGUUGUUGUCAAAAAAGGAGAGAAGGAUAUUGCUGGGUUAACCGACACAAAUGUCCCGAGACGACUUGGACCUAAACGUGCAAACAAAAUCCGUAAGUUGUUCAACUUGCAAAAAGAAGAUGAUGUACGUAAGUACGUCAUUAAAAGACCUUUGCCACUGAAGGAAGGAAAGACCAAACAACAUUUCAAGGCCCCGAAAAUCCAACGUCUCAUUACUCCUGUCCGUCUUCAGCGUAAACGUCAUAAUUUGGCAUUAAAGAAGAAACGUUGUUUGAAACGCAAAGAACAAGCUACUGAAUACGCCAAGCUUCUUGUACACAGACAAAAGGAAAAGUUCGCAAAGAAACGGGCUGAACAGAGCCGUAAACGUACUAUGUCUCAAUCGUCUGUUUCUAGUUCUGGCACAAAGAGCAGUAAAAAAUAAAUAUGGUUAAAUAAAACAAUUUUUUUUUAAUCAUA
This is a messenger RNA of Myzus persicae (green peach aphid), 915 nucleotides long. RefSeq names its product 40S ribosomal protein S6 (gene RpS6). Gene Ontology annotation, molecular function: structural constituent of ribosome. Gene Ontology annotation, cellular component: ribosome. The transcript has 4 exons. The coding region runs from base 125 to 880 and encodes 251 amino acids. The record is from RefSeq and is a predicted model, not a curated record. Lineage: Eukaryota; Metazoa; Arthropoda; Insecta; Hemiptera; Aphididae. Gene Ontology annotation, biological process: translation.